AUGGUAUCUGGUGAUAUCGGUCACGUUUUAAGGCAUUCAAAUCCUGGGAUUAAUAUACAAUUUACAAUGCAAAAUACAAGGCUAAUAACAGAAUUCAGGAGAUGUAAACCAGUCAAAUCAUAUAAAAAAUCAUCUUUUGUUGAUAUUUAUGAAGUAUUGCAAUCUCUACGAAAUGAUGAAGUUUUUUGUGAUGUUAAACUUGUAACAGAAGAUGAUAACAAUAUAAUAUUCGCACAUAAAGUAGUAUUAGCAUCGGCUAGUCCUUACUUCCAUGCUAUGUUCACAAAAUUUGCAGAACGGAAUCUUGAUCUUGUUGUUAUAAGAGACAUAAACCCAACCGCUUUACUGCUCUUAGUAAAGUUCAUUUAUUCUGGGCAAAUUAUGAUCACUGAAGAAAACGUCCAAAUUUUGUUUUCAACUUCAAAUUUCUUGCAGUUAGAAGAAGUAUUUGAAAGUGUUAUUCGUUGGGUAAAACAUGAAUUGGAUUCAAGAAAAUGUGUUUUACCCCAAUUGAUGAAAUAUGUACGUUUACCAUUAAUAUCGAAGAAUUACAUAUUAGAUAAAGUAGUUGAGGAACCCCUUAUUAAAAAUUGUUUUAAAUGUAAAGAUUUCAUAAAUGAAGCUUUAAAUUUUCAAAUACUCAAGGCAGAAGAGUAUUGCGGUAUUCCGCAAAACAUCCGGCACAAACCUAGAUAUGGAGAUAAAGUUAUAUUAGUUGUUGGUGGAAUGAAUACUGACGCAAGUAAGAGUAUAGAAUGGUAUGACCCAAAAACGGACCAGUGGCAGUAUGGACCAGAAAUGAUUACAAGCCCUGAAGGAGCUGGUCUAGCCUUAGUGAAAGAUAAUUUAGUCUUUGCUGUAGGUGGUUUUGAUAAAGAUGAUUAUGAAUCUCUUAGGUCUGUUGCUGUGCUAGAUGUUUCUUCAGAAUCACCUUGUUGGAAACCAAUGGUUGACAUGAUAGUUAAAAGACAAUAUCCAGUAGUUGGUGUAAUAAAAGAUUAUCUAUAUGCCGUUGGCGGAUUUAAUAAUGUUGAUGGAGAUGUAUAUAGUGCAGAAAUGUUUGACUACAAUACUCAAGAAUGGCAUAUGAUAUCUGGUUUGCCUUCUAUAAGAUCUUAUUUUGGGGGUGCUGUCCUGAAUAAUCUUUUAUAUGUGGUAGGAGGAUGUGGUCAAUCAUUACAGGAUUUAGACACUGUCGAAUGUUAUGAUCCCAGUCUUGAUACAUGGAAACCAGUUGCAAAAAUGUCUGUUUGUCGCAGUGGUGUCGGAGUAGGAGUUUUAGACGGUGUACUGUAUGCUGUAGGUGGUCAUGAUGGAUUUAACCACCUUAGUAGUGUUGAAGCAUACAGACCAAGUACAGGAGUUUGGACUUCUAUAACAGAUAUGCAUUUGCCUCGAAGAUAUGCUGGAGUAGUUACUUUAGACGGUUUAUUGUAUGUCGUCGGUGGAUAUGACUACUCUUCCUUUUUGUAUUCUACAGAAUGUUACAACCCACAAACCAAUUCUUGGACCAUAGUCACAGCGUUAAUGAACGAUGAACGGAUUCAAUCAGGAGUAGUAGCCAUUAAUAGACCAAGACAUUUUACAACUUGUUAGCAAUCAUAAU
This is a messenger RNA of Acyrthosiphon pisum (pea aphid), 1606 nucleotides long. RefSeq names its product kelch-like protein 2. NCBI's taxonomy places the organism in Eukaryota, Metazoa, Arthropoda, Insecta, Hemiptera, Aphididae. The transcript has 10 exons. The coding region runs from base 1 to 1596 and encodes 531 amino acids. Gene Ontology annotation, molecular function: protein binding. The record is from RefSeq and is a predicted model, not a curated record.